This is a messenger RNA of Nerophis lumbriciformis (worm pipefish), 5629 nucleotides long. It is a transcript of the gene slco3a1a, whose product is annotated as solute carrier organic anion transporter family member 3A1a. Gene Ontology annotation, biological process: prostaglandin transport; sodium-independent organic anion transport; transmembrane transport. Gene Ontology annotation, cellular component: basolateral plasma membrane. NCBI's taxonomy places the organism in Eukaryota, Metazoa, Chordata, Actinopteri, Syngnathiformes, Syngnathidae. The record is from RefSeq and is a predicted model, not a curated record. Gene Ontology annotation, molecular function: protein binding.
UUGUAACUAUUCGUCGCCGCUGUCAUUAAACUAUUCGCUUACUAUUUGUCGACCAGAGUGUCCCCGGGGUCCCUGAAACUGAGCUCCCGCCUCACUACCCCUCCGGCCCGCGCAUGAGCUUCCAAGGGGGCGGGGAGACAUGAGAGUCCCGGAGCAGGCGAGCUAGCAAAGAAGAGGAGUUGACACCGAGAGCCGAGCCCUCACGGCGGCAAACACUUCCCCGACUGCGGGGCCGUACGCGCCCCUCGGAGGACACUUUACGCACUCAUGGUAGUCUUGUGGAAACCGCACACGUUCGAGCGCGACGACGACGAGGAAGAGGAAGAAGAGGCGGUAGCGAUGUUUCGGUGCAACUGAGGAGGAGUUCGGACUUAGCUUCCUCAAGUGACUUUGAAGCGGAUACGAGCCCGGGAAGCUGCGGAUUUAAGAAGCCGCCAACGAGCUACUUUUUGGCCGGCUACUUAUCCCCGCGUGUUCCAUCGCCGGAGGAAGGUGAGGCGAGACAUGCAGGUGAAGAAGCACCGCGAGGAGCCGCACCGGAGCGGCGGCGACAUGCUGGAAGAGGACGCCCCCCGUAAAAAGACCUCCUGCUUCUCCAAUAUCAAGAUAUUCCUCAUUUCGGAAUGUGCGCUCGUAUUGGCGCAGGGCACCGUGGGAGCGUACCUGGUGAGCGUGCUGACCACCUUGGAGCGUCGCUUCAACCUGCAAAGCGCCGACGUCGGAGUGAUCGCCAGCAGCUUCGAAAUCGGCAACCUGGCGCUCAUCCUGUUUGUCAGCUAUUUCGGGGCCAAAGCGCACCGGCCCCGUUUAAUCGGGUGCGGUGGUAUCGUCAUGGCGCUGGGCGCCUUCCUUUCUGCGCUCCCCGAGUUUCUUGCCAGCCAGUACCAGAUAGGAGACACGUGGCGGACUGACCUGGGGCGGGACGUGUGCUCUAACAGCAGCCAGGACACUCAGUUGGCGGAGGACGCCGUGUGUGCCAACAGGGCCAACACCAACAUGAUGUACCUGCUGCUGAUCAUGGCUCAGGUGCUGCUGGGCAUCGGAGCAACGCCGGUGCAGCCCCUGGGGGUGUCUUACAUAGACGAUCACGUCAAGAAGAAAGACUCUUCUCUCUACAUAGGAAUCCUCUUUUCCACUCUGGUGUUCGGGCCUGCCUGUGGCUUCAUCCUGGGCUCAGUCUGCACUAAGUUUUACGUGGAUGCCGUCUUCAUUGAUACCAAUAAGCUGAGCAUCACUCCCGAGGACCCGCGAUGGAUCGGGGCCUGGUGGGCGGGCUUCCUCCUGUGUGGUGCCUUACUCUUUAGCUCCGCCCUCCUGAUGUUCGGCUUCCCUCAGUCCCUGCCCACCAAGGAGAGGGAGGAGGGGCCGGACAGUGAGCAGACCAUGCUUCCUCCUGCUGCUCCUUUGAGUCCAGACUAUGAGGCUCCAAAGACCAGCAACGGUGCCAUGAGCAACCACGAGCUGGCCAACAGCCCCACCUGCUGUCAGCAACUCAGGGUGAUCCCCAAAGUAACCAAACACCUGCUGUCGAAUCCCGUCUUCACCUGCAUCAUCUUAGCGGCCUGCAUGGAGAUUGCCGUGGUGGCAGGUUUCGCCGCCUUCUUGGGCAAAUACCUCGAGCAGCAGUUCAACCUCACCACCACCUCAGCAAACCAGCUGUUAGGCAUGACUGCUAUUCCGUGCGCGUGUCUGGGAAUCUUCAUGGGUGGCCUGCUGGUGAAGAAGCUCAACUUGUCGGCACUUGGAGCAAUCCGCAUGGCCAUGCUGGUCAACCUGAUCUCCACCGCGUGCUACAUCUCCCUCCUGUUCCUGGGCUGCAACACGGGCUCCGUUGCCGGGGUCACGGUCAUGUACGGCAACAGUACUCUGCAGGUGGGCGACAAACCAGAAGCUCCGUGCUUCAAUCACUGCAACUGCUUCACCUCCUCCAUCAGUCCCGUAUGCGGCUCCAACGGCGUCACCUACCUGUCGGGCUGCUUCGCCGGCUGCACCCACAACCUCGCUCAGAACCUGAGUGGAUGUUCGUGUAUAUCUGCUGACAGCGAGUUAGCCACAGCUGUUCCAGGAAAAUGUCCGACGGCUGGCUGCCAGGAGACCUUUCUCAUCUUCCUGUGCGUCAUCUGCGUGUGCAGCCUGGUGGGAGCCAUGGCCCAGACACCUUCUGUCAUCGUCCUCAUCAGGACUGUGACCCCUGAACUGAAGUCAUACGCUCUUGGAGUGUUGUUUCUUUUGCUGCGACUUUUGGGGUUCAUCCCGCCUCCGCUCGUCUUCGGCGCCGGGAUCGACUCCACCUGCCUUUUCUGGAGUUCGGACUGCGGCGACAGAGGCGCCUGCUUGUUGUACGACAACCUGGCCUACAGGCGUCUGUACGUCAGCCUGGCCAUCAUCCUGAAAGCCGUGGCCUUCCUCCUGUACGCCACCACGUGGUACUGCCUGCGCCGCAACUACAACACCUACAUCAAAAGUCACGAGGCUCAAAUGUCGCCCAGCGAGUUCUACCCGUCGCUCUCGGACGGGCCCAAACUAUCGGACAGGACAAAAUUCAUCUACAACCUAGAAGAUAACGAGCGUUGUGAAAACAUGGAGUCUGUUUUGUAGGCCGUGAAGCCACAAGGACGGCGUGGACUUUUCAUGCUCUGCUGUCCUCAAUACAAGGGUCCAUUUUUAGCUGCGUGGUAGACUCGAGGAGCUCGUUUGUGUUUUGCUAGGCAGACAAAGACAAGACUGAUCGACUGCAGUGGCGUUAAAACUACUGGCUGCCAUAUUCUUUUAGCUCUGUCAUGGCCGCAGGAAUGUGUGGGAGAACAUGACCAUCGCACUUACCGAGGAGUACCAGGACCACGCGUAAAGGAAAAUGAUUAGGGAAAAACUUUGGAAUAAUGUGAGAAUUUUUAAAAAUUUUACCCACAAAAUAAUUUUAAUGAGAAUAAAGUUACUAUUUUACAGUUCAAACAGAGGUCGGCAAUAGGGGUCCACAGAGGUACUGCAGGGGGGGUCAUGACAUUUAUAUUCGUUUUAUAUUCCACCUGCAAUUUUCCCACAAAUGUAAUGUCUUUAAAUACACCUUAACAUUGUUGUUUAGAUGGCAGUGACAUGGCCACCCUACUCACUGUCCCUUGCAGGUUUGAAACAAAACAUGAAAAUUAUACUGCAUUAUUAUAACAAUCCUAGGAAUUAGGCUAGCUAGAUAUUAGCCUCGCUAUACUGUAUUCUCUGAAUAUCUAAUGGUGCGUUCCAUUUGUUCUGGGGAAUCGGAAUUUCAGAGUUCAUAGUCUGAAGUUUCAACUGGAAUGCCCCUCAUGGUCGGAUUUCCUACUUGGAAAGUGAGAGCAUUUUGAUUGUAAACAAUAAUAUAAGCUUCUAUAGUAUCCGUUAUUAGCACUUCUGGUUAGUUUUUGUUGCACUAAAUCAGCCAUAUGCUAUGUAUUGUUGGCUAUUUAUAUAUACCCUAUUUUUCGGACUCCAAGCCGCUACUUUUUUCCUAUGCUUUGAACCCUGCGGCUUAUAAAACUGCGGCUAAUUUAUGGAAUUUUUUCUGCAAAUGGUCAUAAUGUUUUGUAUUCAACAAAUCGUUUUCAUAAAACACCGACAGACACUGAAAAUGUGUGUUAUUGUUUGUACUAUGACGCCGUCUUUUCGACAAGUUCGUUCAAUACCGGUGCUGCGGUUUGAAAAUGUACUUCCUGUUUCGUGCCUUGAACUGGAAGUAUAACCGUGUAUAGCAUUUCUGCUCGAAAGGAUACUUCAUUCAUCACUCCAAACAACUUAGGAAGUUUUAAAAUACAACUAAAACAAUUUCUACUUACUAAAACAUCCCAUGUGUGAUGUCUGUAGGAGUGUUUUCAUGCAUAUUUGUCGGAACGUAAUGGAGCUAGUGUCAUUGGCAUUAGCGAAUAUGCUAACACGUUUACAAGUGUCUGUGUCAGCAUUAUUAACUUACAAUGGCAUUCUUUUUGUAUUGUUUCAGUUUCUAAAAUUCACCAAAACCUCACUGUAGAGUUAAUGAGUCUGUUUAGCUGAUUGGAGAGCUCGCUUCCGCAGCUAGUGGGUCCAUAACGAUGACUUCUAUUUUGUUUGAUCAGCCGUUUUACUGCUAUGAGACAGGCACCGUUUGCAAACAAUUAAGGUAUGUAAAUAAACAUUUACAAAAAUCUGUAUUACUGGUAUAUAUCUACAGCUUAUGGGCUGGUGCGGCUAAUAUAUGUACAAAUAUUUAUUUCUUCUCAAUUUUGGUGAGUGCAGCUUAAAUACCGGUGCACUCUAUGGCCCGUAAAAUAUGGUAGUAACAAUUCUGUUUUGUUUUCAUGUGGUAUUUACGUUCUGCAUCGCCAGCAAUAGCAUUUCCUCUUCAUCCACUGUGUUUGAAGCUUGCAGAAAGAGUGCAUAUUUCCCAUAAGUUGUUAAUAUUCAGACAAGGCAAGCGCAAGAAUAGCUUUAGUGGGUGUGGCCGUCUUGAUUUCCGAACCUCAUAGCUGGAACGUAAGUUGUUAAUAUUCAGACAAGGCAAGCACAAGAAUAGCUUUAGUCGGUGUGGCCAUCUUGAUUUCCGAACCUCAUAGCAGGAACGCUCACAACUCGGCUCCGACUUCCAACUUUCGAGGUAAAUGGAUCGCAGGAAUAGUAUUGCAUACCUUAAGGACUUUUUUUUAAAUCGCAAACAAUUUUAUACACGAUACAUAAAUAGGGGGUCCUCGCUCUAUCUCUCCAUCAGUUUGGGAAUAAUUGGCCUGGAAAACAUUGAAGACCCUCUGAUUUGGAAUAUUAGAAACAUUCUUAGAAAAAUGCAACUCGUAUCUUGUCACUUUAUUCCUGAAACAUUUCUGCAAUGAUACAAUAUAAAAUAUGAAUAAUGUAUAUUUUAUCCUCUCAACAUUUAUCUGGUAAUAUAGCAAUUGUAUUCUCUUUUUUUAUUCAUAACAUUUUUCUCGUAUUUUUAUUUCUUGCCGUACGUGUGGCCUUGGUCCUCCUUGGUAGUGCUAUCCGUACUGUAUGUAUCAGCCAGGUUUUUACUGUAUUGACGUGGGGGUGGUUGUACGUUAGCACAUACGUUGCCAAGUGUUUACAGUCAUUUCAUCGGUAAGCGGAAUCACCCUGACUUUAUUUACUUCUCUAGUGGCCAUUUAGAUUGGGAUGAAAGCAAACUGACGUUGUUCGGUGUUGCUUGUGUCGUCCGCGCUGCUUGGACAUGUGUUACAUCACACUCCUUUUGUCUUUGCGUCACAGCACAUCAGCCUAAUUUGUCUUAAGAAGGGAUUCUACAAAUAAGAUGUGUAUUUUCUUUGGACUCCUGCUGAGGAGAUUAGGAGUAAUAUAUUUGUAUUGGAGGCCCUGAACGCCCCAUUAUAUUGAUGUCAAUGCCUAUAUUCUAUAUUUACUAUAUGAUGUCACAUGAGAAGAUUUGCAGUGAGCGUAGUAGAAACACAAAGUGUGUCUUCAUAGUUCUGUGGUAGCUGCAGACACUACACACGCGUUUCUUCCUGGCGCGUGUGUGGACAAUUUCCAUUUUAAGGCGACUUGUUACGAUGCUACUGAUCUCUGCAGUUCUAGUUUUGACCUUGUCCUCUUUUCUUACUCUUUUUGUAUGGAUGGCAUUUAUUUUACUCUGGAAAUAAAUACUUUUUCAAUAACA